Molecule: messenger RNA, 1407 nt
Organism: Didymodactylos carnosus
Lineage: Eukaryota; Metazoa; Rotifera; Eurotatoria; Philodinida; Philodinidae
Source: the annotation of a GenBank genome assembly
AUGGUUCUGAUCUUUUCUCUGAUGAAAACAAAAUAUAGAACUUUACCAAAACUGGAGAAGUUAGCAGGAACACUGCAGUCAGCAUUAGCUAAGUGGUCAUUUGAAUUCACUCCUUAUGAAUAUUGGGAUUCAACCAAAUGGGAGUUUGAUGACCUUGCCCAAGAAUACUAUGAAUUAUGUCGAAAUAAUAUUGAGCAAACCGGUGCUCGAUUACUGCCAGCCGAUGUAAAUUUCUUGGCAGCUUUCACAACUGGAGAUGGCAACUGUUUGUACAAUAGUAUUGCCGAGUUAGUAAAGAAAUCAAAUGAAGAAUGGGUUCGAGAACUCAAAGUUCGAAAUUUAAUCGAAUUGAUAAUCAAUUUCACUUAUUAUAAAAACACCUAUGCUGAUAUUGAUGACAAUCUCAAGCAGUAUAUUACUGAAGUUAUGAUGUUUCUUGAUGCGAGAAGCGAGCCAUGGGACAGUUUUGGCUUGUGCAAUGUAUUAGAUUGCAGCAUUCGAUCAAUUCAUCCAAUUCUCGAUGCAAUGUCUGAAAGAGGAGAAGCGGGUAACACUCAACCACUUCAAAUGAAUCAUGUUUUUCAUCCACGUAGACCGGCACGAAACAUCACAAUCAAUAUUUUAUGGUGUAGCGGUAUGUCGGUUGAUAUCCGGAGAGCACAAGUUCAGAUGGGAAUGAGAACUGAAUUUUGGGCACCGACUCAUUUCGUACCAUUAUCAAUCGAUCCAUUUGAUGAUAUAUCAGCUCAAAGGGUGGAAAGUGAAAGAGAUGAUUUAAGACGAUUUCGUGAUAUCGAAAGCCGAUUUGGUGAUGAUGAUAAUAGCGGAAACAAAGAAAAUGAUUUUAAUUUGGAAAAAAAUGCACAACUGGCUCGAACAUCUGUACAAAAGAAAAAAAUCAGACGAGAACAAAAAGCAGUCAGACGAAAAUCCAAAGCUAGUAAUCGAUUGAUACGACGUUUGACAUUUGAUAUUAAAGCAUUCAUUCAAUACGAUCCGUAUUUAAAAGAUGCCACUUUGGAAACAAGAUUAAAUAUUAAUGUUAAAAAAAUCAAACUACGUUUACAUGCCACAGCAGCGGCUGCUGACCGACAACAUAAGAAAUCUCAUUCGAAACGAAUGUCAUGUUUCGGCAACGAUCAAAUAACUUUUCUUCUUCCAGUAUUAACAAAAAGAACACCUGAUUCUGCAACGGAUGCUCGUGAUUAUGUAUUUAAUCCAAAUAAAGAUAAACCAGACUUAUUAGUAGCACCAACAGCAUCAUUAGUUAAACAUCUAACUCCAGGAUCAACUGAUCAUAUAAAAAUCAAUAAUAUACUACUGACAUUAAGUAUCAUGCCAAUGCCAAAUGAACAUUCAUCGUCCGUUUCGGCUUCACACUGGGCAUACCUUUUGCCAUUACACUAA